Molecule: messenger RNA, 1275 nt
Organism: Triticum aestivum (bread wheat)
Lineage: Eukaryota; Viridiplantae; Streptophyta; Magnoliopsida; Poales; Poaceae
Product: peroxidase 1
Exons: 3
Coding region: 69-1052 (327 amino acids)
Biological process (GO): hydrogen peroxide catabolic process; response to oxidative stress
Molecular function (GO): heme binding; peroxidase activity
Source: RefSeq, a predicted model, not a curated record
GCUUCCCCUGUUUAAUCAGCCACCUAGUCAUCGUCCUUUCUUGCAUAGCCAAGGAGAGAGGCGAGAAGAUGGCGUCGAGGGCUGCGACAAUGGUGGCGCUGAUGCUCGCGGCGGUGGCGGCGACGUGCGCGCGGGCGCAGCUGGACGAGAAGUUCUACAGCGAGUCGUGCCCCAGCGUGGAGGACGUCGUGAGGAGGGAGAUGGUGAGGGCGCUGUCCCUGGCGCCCAGCCUCGCCGGGCCGCUCCUCCGGAUGCACUUCCACGACUGCUUCGUCAGGGGGUGCGACGGCUCGGUUCUGCUGGACUCGGCCAACAAGACGGCGGAGAAGGACGCGCAGCCGAACCAGACGCUCCGUGGCUUCGGCUUCGUCGAGAGGGUGAAGGCCGCCGUGGAGAAGGCCUGUCCCGACACUGUCUCCUGCGCCGACGUCCUCGCCCUCAUUGCCAGGGACGCAGUAUGGCUGAGCAAGGGUCCAUUCUGGACAGUUCCCCUAGGCCGGCGAGACGGCAGCGUGUCCAUAUCCAACGAGACCGACGCGCUGCCACCCCCGACUUCCAACUUCACCGUGCUCACCCAGCUCUUCGCCGCUGUCAACCUCGACGCCAAGGACCUUGUCGUCCUCUCCGCCGGGCACACGAUCGGGACGUCACACUGCUUCUCCUUCUCCGACCGGCUCUACAACUUCACCGGCAUGGAAAACCCCAGCGACAUCGACCCAACGCUGGAGCCACAGUACAUGAUGCGGCUAAAGAGCAAGUGUGCCAGCCUCAACGACAACACCACCCUUGUGGAGAUGGACCCCGGCAGCUUCAAGACCUUCGACACCGACUACUUCAAGCUGGUGAGCAAGCGGAGGGGCCUCUUCCACUCCGACGGUGCCCUCCUCACCGAUCCCUUCACCCGCGCCUAUGUCCAGCGCCACGCCACCGGCGCCUUCAAGGAGGAGUUCUUCGCUGACUUCGCGGCCUCCAUGAUCAAGAUGGGCAAUGCCAAUCCGCUCACAGGCAGCCAGGGCGAGAUCAGGAAGAAGUGCAGCGUGGUGAACCAUUAAAUUACUCUAAGAUCAGGAAGAAGUAGUACAAGGCUGUUUUGAUUCAAGACCAUCCCCUUUUCGCUGUAAAUUACUGUAAGAUUGCUAUAGCUCCUUCCUCUCCCAAAUCUGUUUCUUUCAUUAGUUUGUUGUUUCGUUACCACCAUGUUAAUUCCUUGUACACACGACAAACACUUCGAUAUUGCCACAUCCAAUGUGCCGUCCGUUGUCACAUGGAGAUUCA